AUGGUGGCUACUUCUACGAUUCUGAAAAUAACUCCGUUCCAAUGGAAUCCAUCUUUCCCAUACAAGCAACGUCCUAACAAUGUUCAUUUCUACUCCAAACCUCAACUCCUAUCAAUUCGUCUCCAAAUCGCCGUUAAAUACAAACAAUCUCCUUGGUUUGAAGCCCAAGUAAGAUCCAAUACCGAUUCAAAUCAUGCUCACUUGUGGAAGGCUUCAGUUUACAAAAUCUUGAUUCAGAUCAAGAAAACGUUAGAUUCUCUGAAAAAACCAGUUAGUGCCGCUGUAUUUAUGCUUACUCUUAUUUUGUUAUGUGAUCGGAACUUGUCCUUGGCUGCCUCUGGUGGUAGAAUUGGCGGUAGUGCCUUCUCGUCUAGGUCUAACACCUCUUCUUCUUCUUCUACGUCGUCUUCUCGUUCGCCAUCAUCAUCAUCACCUUCGAGCUACUCGUCUAGAAGUUCAAAAAAGGAAUCAUCGCCAUCAUCAUCAGCUUCGAGAGCUUCUUCUAGAAGCUCAAAAAAAAAAUCAUCGCCAUCGUCAUCAUCUUCGAGCUACUCGUAUACACCUUCACAAAACUCAUCGCCAUCGCCUUCAGCUUCGAGCUACUCGUAUACACCUUCACAAAACUCAUCGCCAUCGCCUUCAGCUUCGAGCUACUCGUCUACAACUUGGGAAAACUUUGCUCCAUCGGGUAAAUCAGCUCCAACUCCAAGCUCAGUGGACGUAUCUUCACCGUGGGAGCCGGCUCCAAGCUCCUCGGAGUCGUCUCUGAGAUCUGAGGUCUUGGUUAUUAGCUCCAAGGACUCAGCUCGGCCAAUAAUAUCUUAUUGGACCUUGUCUCUGAUGGUUGCAGCCUCUUUUGUGUUUUAUUUGGUCUCUAAAAUUAAUUCAAACCAGUCACAGAAUGACAUUUUUACCAAUGCUCAGAAACCUAGCGGCCAUGACAUUCUUACCAAUGCUCCGAAAACUAGCGUCCUAAGACUACAGGUGGGGUUGCUAGGCUCCGCGAGGACCUUACAACAAGAUUUAAAUCACCUUGCUGAAAAUGCAGACACAUCUACACCAGAGGGUCUAAGCUAUCUUUUAACCGAGGCAACAUUAGCGUUGCUCAGGCACCCGGACUAUUGCAUCUCCUGUUAUUCAUCAGUGGAUGUGAAGCAAUGUUUGGAAGAAGGAGAGAAGCAGUUUAAUAAACUCUCUGUUGAAGAAAGGGGAAAAUUUGACGAGGAGACACUUGUUAAAGUGAAUAACUUAAAGAUAAAAAGCUCAAAGAUUCACAGAGAUAGUGGUUUGAGCAAUGAAUAUAUUGUGGUAACCAUCUUGGUGGCUGUAGAGGGUACACUUAAAGUGGACACAAUAAAGGGAAGUGCACAUCUUAAGGAAGCCUUACUUGAACUCGGAUCGAUACCGAGUAAGAAAAUAUUGGCAGUAGAAAUACUUUGGACACCACAAAAUGAGAAGGACGUUUUGUCAGAAAGAGAGCUACUUGAAGACUACCCACUUUUGAGGCCUUUCUAA
This is a messenger RNA of Capsella rubella, 1515 nucleotides long. RefSeq lists its product as uncharacterized. Gene Ontology annotation, cellular component: chloroplast. NCBI's taxonomy places the organism in Eukaryota, Viridiplantae, Streptophyta, Magnoliopsida, Brassicales, Brassicaceae. The transcript has 6 exons. The coding region runs from base 1 to 1515 and encodes 504 amino acids. The record is from RefSeq and is a predicted model, not a curated record.